Wallemia ichthyophaga EXF-994 is the source of this 1014-nucleotide messenger RNA. RefSeq lists its product as uncharacterized. NCBI's taxonomy places the organism in Eukaryota, Fungi, Basidiomycota, Wallemiomycetes, Wallemiales, Wallemiaceae. The transcript is spliced from 3 exons. The record is from RefSeq and is a predicted model, not a curated record. The coding region runs from base 1 to 1014 and encodes 337 amino acids.
AUGUACUUCAACAACGCCAAAAUUCUAACCGCUUUCGCCUUCACUGGCACCAUUGCAUCAGUGGCCUCAGCUGGCAACAUCUCGCGUGGUGGAGAUGAAAAGGAUCUUGAAAACAAGCACCAAAUUCAUGGUAAGGGUACCAAUUCCAAGAACGACGACAACCACGGCAAAUACGAUGAGCAGGACAAGCUAUCCCAUGAAGAGGCGCUCAAGAAGCACAGCGAAGAGGACGAAAAGCAGAUCAAGCUGAACAAUGAGGCUGCUAAGAAGAACAGAGUGGAUGUCAAGAACCAGAAGAUAGACGAGUACUGGAAGUCUGACAAGAAUGACAACCAAUACGAAAACGAUUCCCGCAACAUGAAACAUGACUCCACCAAGUACGAAAGCGACAAGAAGCAUGACUCUGGCCAGCACGACAACGACAAGAAGCAGGGUGCAGAUGCAGGUGCAGGUACUGACAAAUACGAGACUGUAAAAAAAGCAGCUAAUCAACACGGCAACAACCGCGAUUACAAGGAUGAUUACGAGAAGGACUACAAGAACGAUUUCAAAGGUGAUAGCCACCACAACAAACACAACAAAGAGUCAUACAGAGGACAGCUCAGGCAGCACCAAAAGGAGUUGGAAAAGCUGCUCAGGGAAUAUCAGAAGAAAGCUGAUGGCAACAAUUAUGCCCACAAUGAUGACAAGAAGGAUGAUAGCAAGUCUGAAAGCUACUGGAUGAGUAACAAAGGCCACAAGGAUCAAGAAUCUAGCAAGCACGAUAACACUGAAAAGAACCAACACCACCACUACAACACUGGUAAGAAGAAUGACUCUCACCAUAACUACAACGACAAGAAGAAAGGUGCUGCUGCUGGCAAUUACGAUACUGGUGAGAAGAUGCUAAACAUCGACAAAUACGUAAACCAUGACCCAGGCAAAAAGAACGAAAAUCAGUACGGCACCGGCAAAUAUGACGACAAAAAGGAUAAUCAUAAGUACAACGACCCGCUAGAUGAUAAGAAAUACUAA